UGAAGUCACUGAGGAAAUUACAGGACACAUUUUCACCAGGUUUAUUACAUUGUUCAGUCUGGUGAGAUGGAGAAGCAGCAAAGCAGCAGCAGCAGCAGCAGUAGUGGUGUGACUGACUUUCAGCAGCAGUGGGGAAGUUGGACCACCCUUCUGAAGCGUUUUUAUGAUGACCCCAAGGUAGCCCAGCUGAUGAGCACAAGACUCGGGCAGUACCUGAGCAGCCACCCUUUCUUUGCUCUCACAGUGUUGCUGUUCGGCGCCUUGGCUGCACUGCCUGUCGGACUUUUCCUCUCUUUUGCCCUUGUGACCUCUGUUAUGUCGGCAGUAGGUUUUGUUUUAUUUGAAGUGUUUCUGUUGUCUGUAGGAGGGCUGUCUCUGCUGUGUCUGCUACCCGGAAUCGCCCUUUUCGCUGUCAUGGUUUCAGGCACAUUUAUUGUGCUUUAUAUCACCGUCUCCAACAUCCUCAACCGCUAUUUCCCGCAUCUGACAAAGCAAGGUAAAGUCCAGGAGGAGAGUGAACGUGAAACUUCUUAACUGAAGGAAAUGCAGUAGGUUGAUUCUUCAAAUGACCCUUCGAAUGCACUGUAUGUAACGGAUGUUCGAUGCACAAAGACUCCCUAAUUGUUACUGUAUGUCUAAGGCCUAAAUACUACAUGUUUUUUUUUUAAAUGCCUGUCAUCAUCUCUAUAUCUUGACAUUUUAGAUAGAUGAAUUGUUGUGUUGUGGGACACUUGCGCUCCAUUGGGUGACCUAAAAGUCAAUAAAUUUAGCUCUCCAAUCAUAUGGUGAAAGAAUAUGGUGAAAGGCAAAUUAUACUCAAUAAUUCAGGGUGGCUGCAUCUCUGUUUUGUGGUUGUAAAAGUGUUUGUAAAGGUACACCCUUGCCUUUUUAAAGUCAGAUAAUGUUCAAGUUCAGAUAGAUAUUCAUACCAAUUAAAUAAAAAUUGUUCUACUUAAUUCAAUGCAUAUUAUUGAUUAUUCAAUUCAAUUCAAUUUUAUUUAUAGUAUCAAUUCAUAACAAAGAGUAUCUCAAGACACUUUACAGUAGACCACAUCCAAUUUACAGGACCAACAGUUCUAGUAGUUUCCUCCAGCAAGCAACAGCGCGACAGUGGCGAGGAAAAACUUCCUUUUAGGCAGAAACCUCGGUCAGACCCAGGCUCUUGGUAGGCGGUGUCU
This is a messenger RNA of Etheostoma spectabile (orangethroat darter), 1178 nucleotides long. Its product is annotated as promethin. The record is from RefSeq and is a predicted model, not a curated record. Bases 67 to 534 code for a protein of 155 amino acids. The transcript is spliced from 5 exons. NCBI's taxonomy places the organism in Eukaryota, Metazoa, Chordata, Actinopteri, Perciformes, Percidae.